Molecule: messenger RNA, 3347 nt
Organism: Leptidea sinapis
Lineage: Eukaryota; Metazoa; Arthropoda; Insecta; Lepidoptera; Pieridae
Product: cytochrome P450 4d8-like
Exons: 10
Coding region: 1-1503 (500 amino acids)
Molecular function (GO): monooxygenase activity; oxidoreductase activity, acting on paired donors, with incorporation or reduction of molecular oxygen; iron ion binding
Source: RefSeq, a predicted model, not a curated record
AUGCUGUGGCAAUUGCUGGUAGUUUUGUUGUUACUGUGGUAUUUCUCAAAGAUAUGGAAAAUAAAAACUAUAAUAACUGCAACGCGAAAACUAAGGAACAAGUACAUAGCUAUUCCUUUUUUGGGACAUUCGUACUUGUUUGUGGGUGAUAAUGAACGUCAUAUGAACGUUUUCAAAAUGUUUUCUAAGGAAGCAAUGAAGAACAACUACAACAUGACAUCUUUUUGGCUUGGCAUGGAUCAUUAUACAGUUGUCGUAGAACCAAAUUUAUUUGAGUUGUUCUCCAAGGAAUGCUUAGAGAAAACGAGAUUCGCGAAAUUUGCAAGAUCGCUCAUAGGCAAUGGAUCAAUAUUUGCACCUGUUGAUAUUUGGAGACCUAAACGAAAACAUUUGGCACCGACGUUUUCAACGAAAAAUUUAAAUAAUUUCUGCAAUAUAUUUUCGCAACAGAGCCUGAUACUUGUUGAAAGAUUACAAAGUACAUUAACAUCUGACAAAUUUUCUAUGUGGCCGUUUAUAACAACAUAUACUAUGGAUUCCGUUUGUGAGACUGUAUUAGGAAUACAAAUUCAUGCCCAAACGGAUAAGGAACAACCAUUCCUUAAAGCUCUUAACGAGUAUUUAACUGUUGGAUCGUCACGGAUAUUUAAACCUUGGCUUUAUAUUAAAGCUAUUUACAAAUUGCACCCGGAUUCCCAGAUUUUGAGAAGGACCAAAAAAACUAUUUGGGAAUUUGUUUCAAAUAUCAUUGAAAAAAAGCGUGAAGAUAUCAAACGCACAAAAAGUAAGGAGGCUUCAUCUGGAGUGGAAUCUACGGAAAGUUUUCUGGAUUUACUACUAGAAUCGGCAGAUGGAGUUAAAUUUACAAAUCAUUACCUAAUUGAAGAAAUGCUCGUGUUACUUCUCGCGGGAACUGACACGUCAGCGGUUGGUGCAGGCUUCACAUGUGUCAUGCUGUCAAAGUACCCUGACGUUCAAAUGAAAGUCUAUGAAGAACUAACAGAGGUUCUUGGUGACGACUUGAGAAGGCCUAUACUUCAUACUGACUUACCGAAAUUGAAGUACUUGCAUGCAGUUGUAAAAGAAACUUUAAGGUUAUAUCCUCCAGUUCCAAUCAUUGGACGAGCGGUAGAAAAAGAUGUGCUCUUACCUUCAUCUAUAACAAUACCCCAAAAUACCGAAGUAAUACUAAGUAUCUGGGGGAUGCACCACAAUCCAAAAUUGUGGGGUGACGAUGUGGAGUCAUUUAUUCCUGAGAGAUUUUUAAAUGGAUCAGUACCAAGUGGUGCAUUUGCUCCAUUCAGCGUUGGACCAAGAAAUUGUCUAGGAUACAAAUACGCCAUGAUGUCUAUGGUCACAGCGAUAGCAACAAUAAUAGCGCGUUUCAAAAUUCUACCCGCAGAGGAAACUGAUAAUUUGAAAAGGCCACUGAGAGUCAAAUUUAGCACAAUGAUGAAACCUGUAGACGAUUUUGAAGUGAGGCUAGAACCAAGACAUCUGUAAUCUUGAUUAUUGACCGAGAUAAUGAUUUGGACAGAUAUAAAUUAACGACGACGAAAAAUAUAGAUAUUCAAAUGUAAUAUAAUAUUAUAUUCAAACGUUUGCAACAUAGAAUUACUACUGGAAUUGUUAACUCGAUCUUAUCUCUCUCUUAUCGAGUACUCGAAUCGACAGCUCGAUCACUUUGCCUUGUAAAGAAACGUCGCUUGAUUGUGUGGCUUGUACCCUGUUUGUACUGCAUUUAUCACCAAGAGUGUUCUGAAGAGUUUAACUUAACCCUGUUCCUAAAAUUGAUCCAUAUACAAAACACGCUUCAUUAAUAUCAAAUUCAAAAACACUUUAUUCAUGUAGGUCACGGAAAUGACACUUAUGAAUGUGAAAAAAUAAAUAAAAAUAUUGUUUCUUAUUGAAUUUACCGCUACUUCGUAAAGGGUUCAGCUAAUGCUAAACUCAUUGCCACUCUUUUAAGUCGAGAUGUACAUUUUAAUUGUUUUACAAAUCAUUUCAAUUACAAUAUAUGCAAAGUGACGCAACAAAAAUACUCAAAUGUCAAAAACUGAAAGGCUUACACGAGUAAGUCGAAAAAAGAAAAAAAAAAGUAAAUUAAUACUUAUAAACACAAGAGUUAUUGAGUAUAGUAGAUGCAUCAAUCCACACAUAUCGUAAAUAAAUAGAGGCAUUAUGUGAGCAUUUCAUAAAAUAUAUAAUAACUUUAACUUUAAAGGAAGUAAUAAUAAUAAAAAACACAUCAAGCAGACCUCCCGGUAACAAGAUCAUCCACCACGUCAACAUCAGCCAUCAUCUUCAGCAUCUCGUUAUGUGGCGGUUUCAAAGGAAUUUCUGAAUUGUAUAUGAACUGCCUUGACUGAUAUUUAAUGACACGCGGGUACUUUCAAAAGAAACAUCUUCAUCCAUCUAAAAGAACUACAACGCUCGAGUAAUUAAUUUUAGAGAAUUAAUUUCUCGAAUUCCAAAUACUUGGAGUAUGGGCAGCGUAUGGUCACUUACUAAUUGGAUGAACUGUACUACGAAUGCCUCCUAAUUCCACAAUUUUUCCGCAUCUGUUUCAACAUUCUUCUUCGACUACAAACACCUAGAUGACAGCAAAACCCUGCCAGUCCUAACCUUUGAACCAUUAUAUUUUGCAGGGUAAAAUGAGACUCUUAUAAGCCACGUAUAUUCUACCAGGAUGAUUUCCUAUUACCUACCGUUAUUAGACAUUAGUAGUUUUUUUUUAGUUUUUAAAGUGAAAACUUCUUUGGCGGCGUUGAGUACUUUCCUCGGGGUGAGUAUAAAAUGUUAAAUUCGCGUCAGGACACGUGAUCUGAUCAAAAAUUCGUAAGCCGUUGAAAUUACGGAUGAAAGUUGAUUUUUAUGAAAGAUAAACUUUUUAAUUUAAAAUAAUUGUAUUAGUUUCGAAGUGUUAAAUUUUUUAUGUAAUAUAAAUUGUCAUUUUUGUAUACGAUAGCGCGAUAAAUGAAUAUAUACAUAAAUAAAGUAAUUCCUACGAAAUUAUUUCCUCACCAUUCCAAGAUAUUCAAAAAUGCACUAGGUUAAUGUUAAAGUUUUCACUUCUGCCGGCACUCCCGGAGUGCAACCCGUCUUUUUUUGCACACUAGUAACAAUGAAGCAUGAAUAAUCUUAAGAGUUUUGUAUUUCUCAUUAGCUUGUGUUCACUAUAAAAUUUUGUAAAAAGAUUUAGUUUAGUAACGAAUUAAACUGUUUCGUUUAUUAAAAAUAAAAAUGAUUAAGUUAAAAUGAAAUAUUAUUUUAAUUUAAUAAUACGCACUAAAAUUAAUUAUUAUUAACUUAUUACUUAUGUACUUGAAUAAAUCGUUUUUAACAUA